Molecule: messenger RNA, 471 nt
Organism: Helobdella robusta
Lineage: Eukaryota; Metazoa; Annelida; Clitellata; Rhynchobdellida; Glossiphoniidae
Exons: 2
Coding region: 1-471 (156 amino acids)
Source: RefSeq, a predicted model, not a curated record
AUGAUUGAUUUGACAGUGGUGCAGUACCCUAACCAGCAUUGUGCCAACGCAAACGUCAAACAGUCCCUGCUUAUCGACGCUACAUCUUCAACGUCGUCAUCAUUAUCGAUGUUCCAAUCGCCAUCCUCAUCGUCGUCAUCGUCGUCAUCACUACCAUCAUCAGUUUCUUCAUCAUCGUCUUCAUCAUCUUCAUCAUCGAAACCAUCGUGGUCGCCUGAGGGUUAUUUGUCAAGUCACGUGGCAGACGAAACUUCGCAAGGGUCAAGGUUGUGUCCGUGGCAACUUGUGGUCAGCAAAGGUCAGCGAAUCAAUUUGACCUUGUAUGAUUUUGGUGGAGGUGAAGGUGCUGGAGCAGGGGGAACAGGAGUUGGAGCAUGUUUGCUUUAUGGAGUUAUCAAGCCCCCAUCAUAUGUAUUCAAUAAAGUCAUCGUCAGUAAAACCAACAUAUUUACUCUAGUCACCCAUCAAUAA